Brachypodium distachyon (stiff brome) is the source of this 1040-nucleotide messenger RNA. RefSeq lists its product as uncharacterized. The transcript has a single exon. Bases 169 to 717 code for a protein of 182 amino acids. The record is from RefSeq and is a predicted model, not a curated record. NCBI's taxonomy places the organism in Eukaryota, Viridiplantae, Streptophyta, Magnoliopsida, Poales, Poaceae.
CCGCACGUUUCCCAUUGCCCCACUACCACGGUACCUGGCCACGGCAGCACGCCAACGCUUCCAGCUUCGCCGGUAUAUAAGCCAACACGGGCCCUGCAGCCCUACUCUGCGCAGCGCAACAACAACUUGCAUUGCAUGCCUUCUCGAUCGUAGCACAGCAAAUUAGUAAUGCCAAUGCGCGUGGCGCCGCCGGGGGCAGCACGAGGAGGAGCCAUUGCCGCUUGGGGCGCGCCCGGCGUGCGAUCCAACCACCACGUCCUCGGCCUCGGCGCUGCCAGGACGGUUCGGUUCACGCGCCGCGCCGGCGGGAGCAGCGACAGAGCAGCCGUGCUCUGCCGUGCGGAUGCGUCCGGAGGGGGCAGCGGCGAGUGGGACGGGCGGCUGGUCGACGAGGGCAUGGACACGCUGCGGCGGCGCAUCCGCGAGGCCCGGGCAGCGGCCGUGUCUGAGGACGACGUCGAGGAGGACGACAUGGGCGGCGCCGACGAAUGGUUCCCGGGCGAGUGGACGGGGCUGGAGCGCCAGGAGCGGCGGCAGCACGGGAGCUGCUACCUCGCGGGCGCCGGCGUCCUGCGGGCGCUCCUGAUGCGCGCGCCGCCGGGGCUGCUCGCGCUGCUGCUGCUGAUCAGCGUGCCGGCCUCCGUGCUCCUCGUGUCCGCGCAGCUCAUUCGCGCCGUGGAUUCAUUCUCGGCCGCCCUGCUCCACGGUAGAAUGUAGUAGACGGCUGUGUACGCACUUUUUUUGUCGUUGCCUGGUAUACGUACGCGCGUAGGAUUUCACUCUGACGAGGGGACAAUCAAAGAAUGUACCAGCACUAGGAAUUAGUGUUUUUUCUUUGGCACUAUCAUGAAAUUGCUGCUCAACAUAAUUUUCGAAGCCGCCGCCUGGACUUGCAACAUCAUUGGAUCUAUGUAAAGCUGGCAAUCCAUGAUUGGAGCCCUGGUAGAGAUUUCUUUCUUUGCCCGAUGGAUAACCAUGUCAAGCUACUUCUUGAACUUCUUCCUGCAUCUGAAAAGGCUUGGCCGAAUGAUUUUUUUGAA